AUGGAAGCUCUUCAAGAUUUAGGGGUAAAAGAAGCCGAAGUCUUUGGGGAUUCAACUUUGGUUAUAGCUCAAGCACAGAAGUUGUGGAUUGUGAAGGAAGAACAUUUAAAGCCUUAUCAACAAUACUUGGAAGACUUGACUAAGACCUUUGACAAGAUCAAGUACACAAUCAUCCCUAAAGCUCAGAACCAGUUUAUGGAUGCCCUAGCUACUUUAGCUUCCAUGGUUGAAAUACCCAAGGGAGUAUGGACACGACCCUUGGAAAUUGAACAAAGUGGUGAGGAAGUGCACAAAAGGAAGACUAAAGCCUCAGUAAUGGCCAUAGAGGAAAAGGAAGCUCCGUGGUACUAUGACAUCAUGAAGUUCUUAGAACUAGGGGCAUAUCUAGACGGUACCGACAAGAGAGAAAGUCAUUCCAUUAGGAUGAUGGCAACCCAAUACAUCCUACGUAGAGGACAACUCUAUAGAAGGUCCUAUGACGGUGUACACCUUCGUUGCUUGAAAAGAGAAGAGGCUAAGAGGGUAAUGGAAGAGGUUCAUCAAGGAAUUUUUGCCCCUUUCAUGAAUGGAAGGAUGUUAGCCAAGAAAAUCCUAAGGAUGAGGUACUACUAG
Messenger RNA from Quercus lobata, 612 nucleotides. RefSeq lists its product as uncharacterized. The transcript has a single exon. Gene Ontology annotation, molecular function: nucleic acid binding; RNA-DNA hybrid ribonuclease activity. The record is from RefSeq and is a predicted model, not a curated record. The coding region runs from base 1 to 612 and encodes 203 amino acids. Lineage: Eukaryota; Viridiplantae; Streptophyta; Magnoliopsida; Fagales; Fagaceae.